AUGUUGUGCUCUACAGUGACCUAUCAUGGUGCUAAUAUGCAUCCCGAUAAUACAAAUUCCGAGGCACUCUAUUCUACCAAUGGAUCAAAGGGUCCUGAUUUUUGGAGUGGAGCUCUCAGUUCUGUUUAUGACGAUGGGGUGAGCGUAUAUUUCUCUUCUUCACAAAUAACAACAUUUGAUAUAUUUGGCUUUUUCUCUAAUUUUAGAUAUACGAUGGCGGAUUCACCUCCAAGAACAUCUUCAGAUUUACAAUACUCAGACAAAGGAGACGAUAAAAAACGACGAACUUCAAUCGUUUAUUCAACCGAUGAUUAUAAUCCAGAAGAUGUACGAUAUUCAACAAAGUCUUUAUAUGGCAAUACGAAUGAAUCACCUUAUUAUAUUGAUAGUCAAAAUCCAUCUUGGAUUAAUGGAAUGCCAACACCUUCCAAUUAUUUACCAAAUGAUAAUCAUUCACAAUUUAGUGACUCAAAUGCAUGUUUACCAUCCAUGGCCAGUUUUCGAUCUGGUACAUAUGGUUCAAAUGGAACAGAGCAAACAGUACAAACAGGAGAAGCAUUAGGAAAAGCAUUACAAUCUAUUUAUCCGAAUGAUAUUCCAAGCAAUAAUAACUAUUCUUCUACACCAUCGUCUACGCCUCCACUCAACGGAUCUAGUCAACAAUGGGCAAAUGCAUCUCAGCAGUCACAACAAUAUCAAAAUCAAUUACAUCCACUUGCAACACUUAUUGAUACAACAGAUGAGCCAUAUUUUUUGCUCAAUCUAACAGAGCCUCCAAGACUUGAUGUCGAUGAUUCAAUACAUAUUCUACGUAGUAAUAGUCAUUUGCCCGAUCACUAUCAUCAUAUUCAGCAUCAACCACAUUCACAUCAUACAAGUGGUUAUAAUAUGCAUCAUUUACAACAACAACCACAACAUUCCACAGCAGCAUAUUCAACAUAUUUAAAUUCACAUUUAUCACCAUCACCAAUUUCGAAUUCGAUGCCACCUCCACCACCGCUCUCUUCAGCAUCAACAUCCCAAUCACAUGAACAACAAUUGAGAAAUCGUCAUCAAAAUCUUACAGCAGACACUUAUUCAAGUUCUUAUUCAACUGUUGAUGCAAAUCCAUCAUCGACAUCAUCUACAUCAUCAACUGAAACGAAUGAUUUGAAACUUGAAAAUGUUGAUAAAACAAAGUUAUCAACAAAAUCGUUGGAUGUAGAAAAUAAACCACCAGCACAACAGUCUUCUACUUCAUCAGUUACGAACAAUGAAAAAUUGAAUGAUUUCAAUAGACAACAACAAAUCGAUAAUAGUUGUAUCGGAGCUACACAAGAGAAUUCUACACCUCUUAGUAUUUCAAUCGGAUCUAUAGCAGGAAAUAUUGGCGGCAGUUCUUCAUCGUCAAAAUCGAAAAAUAAUUGCAACACUAGUCCAAACAAUUUAUCGUGUCUGACAAGAGGACCUGACUCAGCAGGCAGUAUCGAUGAUAAUGAAAGUCCAGAAGAACGUGAGAGACGAGAAAAAGAUCGACGAGCAGCCAAUAAUGCGAGAGAAAGACUUCGUGUACGAGAUAUUAAUGAUGCCUUUAAAGAACUUGGUAGAAUGUGUUCAAUUCAUAUGAGAAAUGAUAAACCUAUUACAAAACUUGGAAUUUUACAACAGGCCGUUAAUCUUAUUACAUCUCUUGAACAACAAGUCCGAGCGGUUGCUGUUAUAACAAAUCUCGAACAACAAGUUCGAGAACGUAAUUUGAAUCCAAAAGCAGCUUGUUUAAGACGACGUGAAGAAGAAAAAGAGGAUUUAAAUGGAAGUAAUGGCGGUGGAAGUGGUGGCAUAAAUAAUAGUGGUCAAUCACUUGUUUCUCCUUCACCAUCUUUGGAUGGUAAUACGAAAUUCAUAAAUCCCAUGCAUCAUUCUAUACCUCCAAAUUAUUGGCAAGGAGUAUGA
Molecule: messenger RNA, 1932 nt
Organism: Didymodactylos carnosus
Lineage: Eukaryota; Metazoa; Rotifera; Eurotatoria; Philodinida; Philodinidae
Source: the annotation of a GenBank genome assembly